AUGGCACUCCACCUCUGCCACCUGGUGCCACGUGAUAUUUAUAUUCUGGUUGCUUUCGCUUUUCUCUUUGCGUCGUGCAUCCUUCAGCUUAUUGUCGUUAUGAGCCGUGUGAGCGGACGUGAUGUUGGCAUCAUUCAGCCCCAGCAUCCUGGCACCAGUGGAUAUAACGCUGUUCACGUUUCAGCAAGCUUUGUGCUGUACCUUGAGGGUGGAAAAAAAAUAUGUGAGAUGAAUGACGAUGGUGAUAAAAUUUUUGUGGGUUGUGCACGCUUUGUUUCGUCGUUUUACGUGGUGGGCUGGAUUCUGCUUUACUCUGUUGUCACCAGUUAUCUGUCAUUUUUCUUUGGUAUGUUCUGUGUGGUUCCCUUCUCCAAAACUACGAUGACCGUAUUUGCAUUGGAGAUGUCUCUUUUUUGGGUGCCUUUGUCGUUGCAUUCAGCUGCAGUUGGUGUUUUUUGGGACCGUUUGCUGCCUUCCGCUGAGAAAACUGUACAGUUGAACAUGGGCCAGAAUACUGAUUUGAUGUUUGUGCAGAGUUAUAUUUCUAUUUUAAUGUCGGUGUCUCAGGGGUUGCUUACUUUAAGUUUUUUUUUGGUGGUGUUUCGUUUUUUUGUUGCCUUGUGUCGUCGUAAGGCUGUUAAGCAACGCGCCGUUGCUCGUGGCGACAUUGACAGGCUGAUGAGGUGCCAUCUCGUCAAUGAUGACUGGGAACGACAGAAGGAAGUGUUGGAAGAUUACGCUGAGAGACUUAUGUUUGAGAUUGACAUCAGAGAGGAAUGUAAGCAAAAAAGUGCGGAGACGCCUUCGACCUCAAAUGAUCCCACGGAUCGUCCGACUGAAGAGGCUCAUUUGAAUCUCAUAGAGGAGAAUGUGAGCUGUGAACCUGUGGAAUGUUGA
Trypanosoma brucei brucei TREU927 is the source of this 897-nucleotide messenger RNA. RefSeq lists its product as hypothetical. The coding region runs from base 1 to 897 and encodes 298 amino acids. The transcript has a single exon. The record is from RefSeq and is a predicted model, not a curated record. NCBI's taxonomy places the organism in Eukaryota, Euglenozoa, Kinetoplastea, Trypanosomatida, Trypanosomatidae.